Messenger RNA from Melitaea cinxia (Glanville fritillary), 2711 nucleotides. RefSeq names its product PAX3- and PAX7-binding protein 1. The transcript is spliced from 16 exons. Gene Ontology annotation, biological process: mRNA splicing, via spliceosome. NCBI's taxonomy places the organism in Eukaryota, Metazoa, Arthropoda, Insecta, Lepidoptera, Nymphalidae. Gene Ontology annotation, cellular component: nucleus. Bases 180 to 2585 code for a protein of 801 amino acids. Gene Ontology annotation, molecular function: DNA binding. The record is from RefSeq and is a predicted model, not a curated record.
UAUAUACUUUGACGUUUUACGGUUUUAUACGUUCAAGCAUAGAUUAUACACUUAUACGUUCAACUUUCAAGUUUCAAUUUUUGCUUCGAUGGAAGUCAGAUUAACAGGGAGUAUAUUAUGAACAACUAAUGUGAUAUUCUAAGAAAUAAUAGUGAACUAUCGAAAAUAAUAGUAUAAAAAUGUCAAUGUUUCGUAAGCCGAAGAAAAUUCAAAGGCGUGUAUUUUGUGCGGACGAUGACGAUGACGGAGACCCUGAACCACCGCCGCCGCCAAUUAUUAGCAAUCAGACUAAAAAGGAAAAGCCUGUUAAAGUCACUAAGCUUUUAAGUUUUGCAGAUGAAGAAGAAGAAGAUGGAGAAGUAUUCCAAGUGAAAAAAUCUUCACAAAGUAAGAGGUUGGCAAAACGUAGAGAGAAAGAGAAAAAAAAGGUUCCCGAUGGUGAUAAUGAUAAAUUUGACAAUCAUAGUGAUGAGGAAAAACAACAAGAGGAGGCUGUGAAAACGAAGCCUAAGAAGAAGAUUACACUCGAAGGUCUGAUUCUAUCCGGACGGGAGGCCCUCGCAGCCGACGCUACGGGGGAUGUUUCCGAUGAAAGUGGCACAGAAGAGGAUAGUAGGGGUUUCCACAAGUACCGGGCUGAGUCGGUGCGCGCGGCGCUGGCCGUGGCGCCCGGUCACAUUCCCGACGCGGCGCUCAUCCACGCGGCACGCAAGACCCGACAGCAGGCUCGGGAGCUUGGAGACUUUGUGCCCAUACAGUCGGAAGCCCCUCCAGGGUCGAGACUUGUUCGAGAUGAAGAUGGAGAUGACGAUGAAGAGGAAGGCAGGAUCGUUGUCCGGGGUCUGGAACUGCCUAGUGACAAACCAAAACGUGGCACAAAAGCAGCACUCUCUGAUGAAGAGAUCAACAGCGAAGCAGAAGAAUGGGAGGAACAGCAAAUGCAGAAGGCUGUUCCUUCUAUUGCUGAUAUAACUGGUGAAGGCAUCGAGUUGAACCCGUUCGCGGUGGCGCCCCCUCCCCCGCGACUGGGCGACGCGCCCGCGCACCUGCGGCCGCUGGCGGCGCCCGGCCAGCCGCCGCCCGCCAGCGCGCACGAGCUGCUGCGGGCGCUGCAGGACAGGUUGUCGGAGCUCAGCACGGACCGCGAGGCGACGGCCGAGAAGAUGGCGGUGUGUCGCGAGAAGUUGCUCUGCGCGGCGCGCACGCGGGAGUCGCGCGCCGCGCGCACUUCCGAGCUGGACGCCGCCUACCGCCGCGCGCAGGCCGCCCGCGGGUACGUCACCGACCUCGUCGAGUGCCUGGACGAGAAGAUGCCGCAACUGGAGGCGCUGGAGGCGCGCGCGCUGGCGCUGCACCGGCGCCGCUGCGAGUUCCUCGUGGAGCGGCGCCGCGCUGACGUCCGCGACCAGGCGCAGGACGUGCUCGCCCUCGCAGCACGUCCCGGCGCGGCGAAGCCGGUGGACAGUGAAGAGAAGCGGCAGCGGACGGCAGAGCGCGAGGGGCGGAGGCGGGCGCGCAGGCUGCGGCGCGAAGCGGCCGGCACUGCGCACGCGCACCGCGACGGGGACUCCAGCGACGACGAACUGCCACCCGCGCUGCGGCACCACUGCGCGCAAGAGACCGAGGCGAUCCGCUCGCUGUCAGCUCGCCUGUUCGCGGACGCGCUGAGCGCGUGGCGCUCGGUGCGGGGCGUGUGCGCGCGUAUGGCGCGGCUUCGGCGCCGCCAGCCCGCGCUCUACGCCGACGCCUACGUGGCGCACUGCCUGCCGCGCCUGCUGGCGCCCUACGUGCGGCACGAGUUAAUAUUGUGGAAUCCAUUAGCUGAUGAAGACAAUGAAGACUACGAAAAAAUGGACUGGUACAAAUGUCUGAUGAUGUACGGCGUGAAGUCAGAACCUCUAUCGAGCGACUCUGACCAGUCGUCGGAUGAAGAGACAGAACCACCCGAGGUCACUGAGGACUCUGUCAGAGACGACCCCGACCUCAUGCUGGUUCCAACUAUCAUUGAAAAGGUUGUGCUUCCUAAGGUCACCGAGCUGGUGGAGCACGCGUGGGACCCGAUGAGCGUGCGCGCGUGCGUGCGUCUGCGGCGCGUGCUCCUGCGCGCCGCCGAGCUGCCCGGCGCCACCGGCGACCCCCCGCGCCGCCUCGCCGCCGCCGUGCGCGCGCGCCUCGCCGCCGCGCUCGCCGCCGACGUGUUCCUGCCCGCGCUGCCGCCGCAGGUGCUGGAGGGCGCGGGCGGCGCGUUCUGGAAGCGCAGCCUGGGCGGCGGCGUGCGCCUGCUGCGGGCCGCGCUGGCGCUGUGCGCGCCGCCCGCCGCGCUCGCCGCCGACGCGCUGGCGCUGGCGCUCGUGGAGACGCUGUGCUGCGCGGCGGGCGCGGCGCCGGGCCCGCAGGCGGCGGCGGCGGCGGCGGCGCUGGGCGCCACGCUGCCGCGCGCGGGCGCUCUGCGAGCUGCCGCGCUGCGCAGGCUGGCCGCGCUGGCGCGCCUGGCGCUCACCCGCCUGCACUCCGACAACCCCUUGCACUUAAAAGCGCUCGAGCAAGCAAGAGGCGUUCUAGCAGAAGCGAAGGCCGUAGAAUGACGCUUUCAGGAAUCCGUUGAAAUUUUUAUUUCUACUAGACGCUACGGCUUGUUGCAUCUAGGAUAAUAUCAAUCUUACUUUGUAAAUGCAAAUGAUGGUAUUCAUUAAAUUAACAUUACAAAUGAA